Anneissia japonica is the source of this 2598-nucleotide messenger RNA. RefSeq lists its product as uncharacterized. Bases 82 to 2136 code for a protein of 684 amino acids. The transcript has a single exon. The record is from RefSeq and is a predicted model, not a curated record. Lineage: Eukaryota; Metazoa; Echinodermata; Crinoidea; Comatulida; Comatulidae.
UGAAUCCUAGUUGUGUAUACAUUAUUUUGAAUCAUAAAAUUGGAUUUGAAAAGACCUUGUGUACUUAAAAAUAUAUAUAAAAUGGCCGAAAACACAAGGAAAGUACAUCAGAUGAUAGAUGACCUCUCCAAUGAAUUAAUUGGAUCCAGAACAUCUAAUCGACUUGCAAAUAUAAGUUUUCAUAGGAUUGAACAGGAGAUGAUGGACGCCAUGUUUUACAAAGGCUUGUUGCCUUUCCGCAUGUAUACAGUAGGAAGCGUGCACGAAGGCUUGUCUAAUGACACUUUAAGUGAUCGUGACGUAAUGGGGAUCGAGCCAACAUUUCCAAUGGUAUUGUGGGAAUCACCCAAAGAAGGACAAAAUCUCAAUGUGGGGUAUUUAUUGGCUGAGCAAAAUCCAAAUGAGCCGGCCUAUCUGAAGAUCAAAGCACCUGAAAAAUGUAAUUUGCUGAAGGACAUAAGAGAUAUCAUUGAUAAAGAUGGAUAUCUAAACAGCAACGAUUUUAAGAAUUUUAACCUUAUCAACUUAAAAACUGAUACUCAUGAUGAUUUUAAAAUACAAGGCCCCUCUUGCAUGUUUGAUUCUAAAGAUAAUGGGCAGAUGAUUCCUUUUGAUGUUGUAUACUGUUUGAAAUGUCAAUCUUGGCCACCUAUCACCAGUGAAUUUUUCACUAGAGAAAGGCCAACCAACUGGCCAUCGCAAGAACUGCUGGACAAGGUCUCCAGUCUUGAUUGUCUGGUAGUUGCUGUUGGACAUCCCAGUACUGGGUUGAAAGAUAUCGAAUGGAGAUGGUCUUUUUCAGUGGCCGAGAGAGAGUUAAUCCAUGAAAUGUACGCACCAUUUGCUAAAUGCAUGUAUGCCAUGAAAAUGCUGAAGAAAAAGUACAUUGUGUACAGUGAUUCUGACAAACCAACUCCUUUCUGUUCUUAUUUCAUAAAGACCGCUUGCUUUUGGAUGUGUGAAACAUUUCCACACACAAGUAACAUAAUGAAUUUGAUCAGGAAGACUCUUGAUUGGCUCAUUGAUUGCUAUCAAUGCAGGAAUCUGCCACAUUACUUUAUCCCACAGCAAAAUCUGAUAGGUCACCUAUCAAAGCAAAAAUGUGAUGGUGUAAGAGGAAAGCUAAUGGAGGUUAAAAAAGGUCUUUGGGGUAAAGUUAUGUCAUCGGAGUUCCCAAGAGAUGAACUCCAGCGCGAAGUUGUGAACGGCAUAUGUGAGAGCCUUAAUAUUACAACGGUCAAUGAAGAUGAUGAAUAUACUGUAUUGGAGGCACGUCUUUUGGAUCACCCAAUGACUUCAAGUGUGCUCAAAUUGAUUCUUCCUGUAUUACAUUCCCAAAUUGAGUUACUUGAAUACUAUCGUAUUAAAGUAAAGUUAGAAAAUGAUUUUUUUUCUCUGGAUAUGGCAAUAACACAACUUAUCGACACAGGAGCACAUCCAUCUGAGAUUCUUAAUCUUCCUCAAUUAAUAGUAAGUCCAAUCAUAGAGAAGAUCGAUACCAUUAUAGUACCGAAGAGAUUUGGGGGAGUAUUCAAGACUCGUUUGUUUAGAUAUCUAGGUGAUGUGUAUACUUAUCUUUUUAUACACUUGCGAAACAAACUUCCUCAUGACGAUAUGAUGUCCUACAAGGAUAAACACCUAGAAUUCUAUGAAUUAGGAGCUGAAAUGGUAUUCACAAGUCAAUGGAGUGACCACGGUGUAGGUGGCCUAAUUCAUGUGUUGAAAUACCAUUAUUUGUUGGGUAAUCACAAAGAACUAAAAGAAACGCUCAUAUCACUUGAACCCAAACUCGCUGAUCUUAAAAAGAAAUUAACUGAUUUUGAUCCAAUUAUCUGUAUGGAGGUAAGCACAGGCACAAGCUGGCAGCUGGGUGCCUGGGCCACUGACAAAUUGUUGCACCACCUCUUCGGGUGCUUUCAUCGAAAAACGUUUCAGCUUCAUCCCAUUGCUCUUGCUCUUUACAUAAAUGCUAGAGUAUCACUUAAUGAAGGGGACAUUGAGAAUGCAUCAAAUAUUGUAAAAGAGAUUAAAUGUCUGGAAAUUGAAAUAGAACUUAAGGAGACUCAAGAUAUUUUGAUAAAAAUCAUAGAAAGUCUAAUAGGCCUAUUGAUGGUAAUGAGAAUAAUAUACUUUUGAAGGACUUUUUAAGUAGUAAGUGCAUAUUGCAUACAAUUGCACAAACCAGGGAACAGUGAAAUUUCACUGUUCCCUGCACAAAUUAACAUUGGUAGUUUAUGAAUGAUAGUACAGUACCACAGAUUGAAACACCCUUCAAAAUAAAAAUGAUAAUAAACUGUCCAGGCAUCACAUUAUAAGGUGAAAUGCCUCUCUAGGCCCAUUCGCACAAAGAUUGUACCACGCUGAAAAUGUUAGCGUCACGCUAAAAAUGGGCUUUUAUUCAAAACGUUGGGCUGCAUGCAGUUCCACAAUGUUCGCAUGGGGAACAGUGUUUGUUGAACACGCGACGAGGCACCGCUUCAAUGCAACCCCAACUGCAGAAUCGCCUGUGCGUGCAAGUAGGUAAACGUGAACUCAUUGAGGUCCCUAGUCGGCUAGAAGAUGUGGCUUAUUUUUAUGGUCAAUAAAGUUGUAAUGAGA